This is a messenger RNA of Pyricularia grisea, 1008 nucleotides long. RefSeq lists its product as uncharacterized. The record is from RefSeq and is a predicted model, not a curated record. The transcript has a single exon. The coding region runs from base 1 to 1008 and encodes 335 amino acids. Lineage: Eukaryota; Fungi; Ascomycota; Sordariomycetes; Magnaporthales; Pyriculariaceae.
AUGUCCAACUCAGUCCUAUCACCAACGAACGCGAGAACUCCAUAUCUCAGUGUCCCUCCAAGCUGGGACAAGCCAACACGGCGCCCAGUCAUAUGGAUCAACGGCUGGCCCGCGGUCGGCAAGGCGUCAGUGGCAGGCUUUAUCAAGACGCUGCUGGGAAUCUCAGAGGUGGUGCUAGUCAACGAGGACGGCGAGGAUGACCUAUCAGGCGGAUCAGCGGUCGAGCUCGACCAACAUGCCAGGUGCGCGGACGACCCAGCCGUCGAGGAGGAUCCGCUGGCCCGCGGCCGCCGCACCACCGCCAUCCGCCGGUACAUACUCAGCGAGGAGAGUCUGUGUCGAACGACCGUCUUCACAGCAUGCCAACCGCGCACCCGCAAGGGCCAGUGGAUCGCCGCCGAGUACGCCACCGCCGCCAAGUCGGUCGACAGGUUGUUCAUCCCCAUCAACCUGACAUGCAGCGAGCAGGAGAACAUCCGCCGGCUGGGCCGGCAGAGGGAGUGCUCCGUCAACCCGGAAAAGGUACUCAAGGACCCGAACCUACUGGUGGCCGUGCGCGAGGUCGGCCUCUUUGAGUUCACUGAGGAAGUCACAGACGCCACCGCGCCGCCGCAGCGACCACAGCUCUUGAGGAGCUUCCACACGACCGACUUGGUCCGUGUGGCAGACGCGGGUUCCUGCGAGCCUGAAACCUCGGCAGCCGUCGAGGCGGGAGGGUCUCCGCGGAACUGCCAAGCAAAACCAUAUCACGACAAGGAGGACCCGGCCUCGAUGAUGCUCACGCUGGACGUGUCGCGCAUGACAUCCAUGCAGGCCGGCUUCUCCAUCAUCUCACACGUGCAGGACAUGGAGGAGCGGAGAAUGUGCCGCGUCCGUGCUGCAGAGCUCAAGGAAGCCGCCUUGCAGCGCAAGGCUCAAGCGAUGGUCCAGACAAAAAAGUCAUUAUGCGAUGCUGGCGAGCUGGACUCUUACUUAUGGAUCCCAAGGCCUAGGAGUGCGCUGUCUUGA